Schizosaccharomyces osmophilus is the source of this 750-nucleotide messenger RNA. It is a transcript of the gene nse2, whose product is annotated as Smc5-6 complex non-SMC SUMO ligase subunit Nse2. Gene Ontology annotation, biological process: protein sumoylation; double-strand break repair via homologous recombination. Gene Ontology annotation, molecular function: zinc ion binding; SUMO ligase activity. The record is from RefSeq and is a predicted model, not a curated record. Lineage: Eukaryota; Fungi; Ascomycota; Schizosaccharomycetes; Schizosaccharomycetales; Schizosaccharomycetaceae. The transcript has 3 exons. Gene Ontology annotation, cellular component: Smc5-Smc6 complex; nucleus. Bases 1 to 750 code for a protein of 249 amino acids.
AUGUCAGACGUUCAACUAAAAACCUCUGUAAGUAAGAUUCGCCAAGUUUUAGCUCCCGGCUUGGAUGAAUCUGCUAGUUAUGAAUACCAUUCGAAGACUAUUGAAGAAUCGAUUAAACAGAUCAUUCGUGCUUCUAUAUUGGUUGUUGAAUUGAAUGAUAAUGAGUCUUUAGAUACACUGGAUGCAUCAAUCAAAGAAUUACUGGACGCCAAAGAAAGACUAAGAUUAAUAAAAAAUGCCGUUGAUGAUUUGGAUACUAGCGUUAAGAGAAAUCUUGAUUUCUUGGAGGCAUCCAGCAUGUUAGAUGUAUAUACCCAAAAGUUUAAACAAUUACUUCAAAAUUAUGAAACUAAAUCUGACUUUGAAAAAUACGGGAACGAAGGUAAUUACAUCGAAUUCCGACAGACCAUUUGGCAUGAACAGAAUCUUGAUGGGAAAGCAUUCCCACCAAUGCGGUUCUUCUUUGAACCAAAUACGCAGCAAAUUGCUGAAGAUGAUGAUAUUGUCAUCUCUUCUUCAACCAUUGAAACCCGCUGUCCGUUGACUUUACAACCGAUAGCUCAUCCUGUUAUUUCCAAAAGGUGUAGUCACUACUAUGAGAAGGUUGCCAUAUACUCUUUAGUUGGAACAAGUGGAUGUCGAUGUCCAGUCGUUGGAUGUAAUUCUCAAUUGCGGAAAUCAGACCUGAAAGAAGAUCCAGUUCUUGAAAGGCGGUUACGUCGAGUUCAGGAAUUAGCCAGAGAGGACUAG